Mesorhabditis spiculigera is the source of this 435-nucleotide messenger RNA. The record is from the annotation of a GenBank genome assembly. NCBI's taxonomy places the organism in Eukaryota, Metazoa, Nematoda, Chromadorea, Rhabditida, Rhabditidae.
AUGGGGCGGACGGCCCAGUUAAUUUUUAUUGUCCUCCUCGUCCAGCAGACCGUUGCCAUACAGGAAUUUGUUGCCGAAUCGUUCAGCAGCUUCGACUUUGACAGCAAGCACUCGAUCUCGUUCAAGCAGUUGCUCUUUGUGCUGCUUGGAUUUUUAGCCACUUUUGGAGUGUUGCUAAUCGUCGUGUUCCUCUUUCACCGCUGCAUGGAAAAGCUCGGGUAUAACGACAACACCAAGCGGUUCGAGCUACCGUCUUUUGAAAACUACAAAGUCGUCGAGGAAGACGAAAAUGAGAAUAAGAGGAAAAGUUUCCAAUCGAUCCUCGUCCACUCGGAACUGAUAAAAAUGCAGGGUGAUGAAGAGGUCCUAUCCCCACUGGGUCUCGACAAAAAGCAACGUCGGGAGUUAGCCAUGCUCCUGGGUGGCUAUGUACAU